CACCUCAUUUUCUUUGUAUUUUAUCAGUGAUUUCAAGAUUUUUAAGGAGUGUUUAACGUUUAAGCAAUUUAUUUUCGUCUAGUCUUAAGUGAGAAGAGCUUUCCAUCAUUGUUUAGAGAUUAUGUUUGGAAAAUGUCACAUCAAUCCCCAAGUUUUCAUAGAUGAUUGUCGUUGUACAUUUUUAUCUCUCAACCAUAGGUCUCGAGUUUGAAUCUUAAAAUGAAGAAAGUAUUGGUAGGGAGAGUUUCCCCUUAAAUGAGUCCACAGCACAUAUUUGGAUUAAUCGGGCAUCUGGAGCAUUUUCCUUUGUAAUGGAGCCCACACGGUGUGAUCUAUAUUAGUCAGGGCCAGUGGUCUCAACUAUCAGACGGUGUAUUCGCGCCCUAUGAAUGAAGAUAUUUCUGAUAGAGAACGUAUCCCCCUUUAAAAGGACCCUAUACAACAAGUCUGAAUUAAUCGGGUCAGCAAGUUAUGGACACCACAUAGUUCAACCAACCAAAAAAAAAAAAAAAAAAAAAGAGGAAUCUCUUUCCUUAAAAGGAAAAAAGGGGGCAAAAUAGAAAAAGAAAAGAGCUCUAUUGUAGAAAUGAAACUUGAUUACUUAACACCCCCUUUCUGCUUAAGGAAAGCUUCAAAAAGCAAAGUCCAGACAAGUGUAGGACAACAUAGCCUUUAUUCCCUAGCAUUUUGUCUUGUUUAGUUUAAAGUUCACUAUUUUUUUAAUAAUAUUUCUUGAACCACAUUUUUAAAAUACCUUCUUUAUAAUUUUGUUCCACUAAAGACAAUCUUCAAGAAUAUGUUACAGCUAAACCAUACCAAUUAGUAAGAGCACAAAAGAAGAAUGUGAAGCAUAUAGAGAUACUGUUCCAUACAAUCAUUAGUAUCUUUUUUAAAGUUGAGUAGUUAAAUUAAACUAGGAAAAAGAAUGUGGAAUUGAAAUAUUAUAUAGUAGUCUUUCACUAAAAAAAAAAAAUUAAACCUGACUAAGCUGGUUUUGAUUUGUUAUUUUCUGAUGUUUGCUUCACAAGAAGGGAAGUCCAUUCUCUUAAGUCCACUCAUUUUCUUUAUAUAAGUAAUGGACACUUCAAAUAGCUACAAUUACAAAGUCCUACAAGCAUCUUAGCUCUUUCUUAGUACCUUUAAGUUCCAAGUAUUGCACAUUUGCACUAUAGUUAGAAGUUAUAGCAACACAAGAGAAAAGGAAAAAAAAAACAAAAAACAAACAAACAAAAAGAAAUGUCAGGCUUUUAUGAAGUUUGUGCUGAGGAACUUUUCCAUGUUCAUCCUGAUCCUGUUAUCUUGGAACUCAACAACUUGCGGAACCAACUCAAAGAGAAGGAUCGAGAAUUGGGAGCAGCGCGAAGUGAAAUUAAGGCUUUGAAAGCAACUGAAGUCCUCAAAGACAAAGCUCUUGGAGAGCUCAGAAGUGAAUUUCAAAAAUUGGAGGGAAGGCUGAAAAUCGGCGAAACACUUCUUGAACAAAAGAAUCUUGAUAUCAAACAACUCGCUAAUGAGAAGAAAGAAGCACUGGCUGCACAAUAUGCUGCCGAAACAGCUCUUAGAAGAGUAUAUGCUGAUCAGAAGGAUGAUGAUUUUCCUUAUCUCGAGUCCAUUAUUUCUCCCCUUGAGGCAGAGAUAAAGAUGUAUAAGAAUGAGAUUGCAUCAUUACAAGAGGAUAAAAGGGCUUUGGAUAGACACACUAAGUCAAAAGAGGCGGCGUUGCUUGAAGCAGAAAGGAUAUUAAAAAGUGCUUUAGAAAGGGCAUUAAUAGUAGAGGAGAUUCAAAAUCAGAACUUUGAGCUUAGAAGACAGAUCGAAAUCUUUCAGGAGGAAAACAAAAUACUUGAUAAGACAAACCGUCAAAAGAUUCUUGAGGUGGAAAAGCUAAGCCAAACCAUUAUAGAACUUGAGGAGGCAAUUCUUGCUGGAGGAGCAGCAGCUAAUACACUUCGUGACUACAAACGACGAAUUUCUGAAUUACAAGAGGAGAAGAGGACGCUUGAAAGGGAACUAGCAAGAGUUAAGGUUUCAGCAAACCGAGUUGCAACUGUCGUGGCAAACGAGUGGAAAGAUGAGAAUGACAAAGUCAUGCCUGUAAAACAGUGGCUAGAAGAAAGAAAGCUGUUGCAGGCAGAGAUGCAAAGACUGAGAGACAAAUUAACCAUAUCAGAGAGAACAGCCAAGGCAGAAACACAACUCAAGGAUAAGCUAAAAUUGAGGCUCAAAACACUCGAACAAGGCUUGAAGCAAGCGUUCAACGUCUCUGUCAAACCUAAUGGAUCCCCAAAACCUCAAAAGACUAAACACUAUCUUGGAAAUAACUUGGUAAAGAAGAGUUUAUGGACUUCUCGAAAUAAGAAUGUUGAGAGUGCUGGAAAGGAAAAUGCAGAAAUGAAGGAGAAUUCUAUUGUGGAUAUAAACAGCAACGAAAUCACAGAGGCGCAUAAGAUCAAGAACCGAGGAGAUGAUCAGGAAGAAAAUAAGACUAAUGGAUGCAGCCAGAGUGAUAACGACGAUACGGUAUCUGGUUUUUUGUAUGACAGGCUACAGAAAGAGGUUAUCUGUUUAAGGAAGUUUUGUGAGACAAAAGAGUCAGCUUUGAAUACUAAAGAUGAAGAAAUUAAGAAGCUAAUGAAGAAGAUUGAGACAUUGUCGAAAGCUAUAGAAGUUGAAGCAAGAAAACGAAAAGUGAAGCAACAAGGAUCAUGAAAACAUUUUGAAGAUUCAUGUAGUGACAGAGAAACGUGGAGCUACUAUCUUGAUUCAUCAGUCAGAUUCUUGCAUUUCUUGUAUAUACAAAGAGUGGAAGUGAUUUAGGAAUAAAGAUCAAAUUCAUUUGUAAUGUAAAGUGAGUGACUAAUUCUGUCACAACUGGUGUGUAAUUCUUUUUGUUUUAGUUACUUAUUUGUAUAGUUAUUCUCAGCUUUAGAUUCAGAUGACUAAGAAUAAUUGGAAGUUUGAUUGUUUUUGCUAAUACUCACAACUCUUACAGCUGAGUGGUUCUUGA
Messenger RNA from Lycium barbarum (goji berry), 3007 nucleotides. RefSeq names its product microtubule-associated protein 70-5-like. Lineage: Eukaryota; Viridiplantae; Streptophyta; Magnoliopsida; Solanales; Solanaceae. The record is from RefSeq and is a predicted model, not a curated record. Gene Ontology annotation, biological process: cytoskeleton organization. The transcript is spliced from 11 exons. Gene Ontology annotation, molecular function: microtubule binding. The coding region runs from base 1237 to 2709 and encodes 490 amino acids.